CAGCAACAGUUUGGAAAAAUGGCAAAAGCAUAGAGACCAAAACCAUCAACGUCACAGACAGCAGUGAGUUGACUUGUUUUGAGUCAGAGUCCAUCUGCAUAUGCCAGAAUUAGACUGAACAGUCACAGUUGUUGUGUAAGUACUUCCUCAUUUCUGACAUGUAGAGGAAUUUGUGUGAAUUGGUAAAUAAGAUGUAACUGUGCAUCUUUCCGUAGAAAACAGUUCAAUCAGAUAUUUCUCAUGUUUUAGCCUGUGGAGUAUCCUGAGGUGUGUGUGAAUUCAAAGAACGUAGGGUGGGUGGAUACAGAAAAUGCUUGUUUGUGAAAUGAAUUAGUUGUACCUUAUUUAAUUAAAUGUAUGUGUCCCUAUACCAUGUCUUAUGAAACACACACAACAUAAACCAAAACAGCUUCUUAUGAUAUGACUUUGUAAAAGAUCCUCUGGAAAGACUAACAGAUAUGUCCUUCCUCCACUGUCUACUGAAGCUGUGUGUGACUUGACAAGACUUUGUGUUGGGAGUGAUCUAACUGAAGCAGGUUGCUAAAUGCAAAGCAGCUCCUUUAUGACGCACAACGUUACCUCUGCUUCCACCUGGUGGCCUAACACGAGUUUAUUAAUAUGCAACCCCAUAAAAAACCGAAGGAUCACCAAUCACCACUUUAUUAUCAGUGACUCUCAAAUGGCAGAUGAACGAUGACAGAAGUAAUUGCAACACACCUUUACAUGUAUUCAAUGAAUGUUUGACUUUGAGGGACUUGAAAGACUCUGCUGUAACUGGAGGAGCCUCUGAGGUAGUGAGGAGGACACUCAUACCUGUGAAGUCUUUGAUUGGAAGAAUUCAGCAGAGGAGGAACCUCUGAUUAUAUCCUAAUUCCUGAGAAACUCACGCUUACUGCUGAAACUCCUGUGAAGCAUCUGAACAGAACACCUUCCUGCAUACCUGAAGCUCAAACUGCAGCAUGCAACAGCAGGGCCGGCAGAGGCUGAGGCCGUGGCUGGAGGAGCAGAUUCAGUCUGGGACGUAUCCAGGAGUCAGCUGGCUGGACCAGUCAGCACAAAUCUUCCAAAUCCCGUGGAAGCAUGCCGCUCGACAUGGCUGGAGUAUUGACCGAGAUGCAACACUCUUCAGGAGCUGGGCCAUGCACACUGGACGGUAUCGCCCAGGCAAAGACAAGCCAGAUCCAAAGACAUGGAAGGCCAACUUUCGCUGUGCUUUGAAUUCUCUGCCCGACAUCUGUGAGCUGCAGGAGCACAGCAGGAAGAGAGGCAGCAACGCCUACAGAGUGUACAGGAUGCUGCCCAGCACGCACACACCCAGACGCAGGAGAGGGCUGCGUUUGUUCAGCAGACCCCGAGAAAGACAGGCCGGUUUAGGUGAUGAUACACACAUCACACACACUUGGCAACCCACAACAGCAAGACCUGUUCCAGACACACCGCAGAAGGUGGAGCCCCCUACUGAAGACAUCUUUGCCAACGCUCAAACACACGGCAUGUGGGAGACAAAACCAGAGGACCAGGAGCAAAAUGAGGCUGUAUACAAGUUGAUGGACCACCUAAGCAGCAGUGACCACUGGAACCAGAUCGAGGAGCAGAAAGGAUGGAGGACACACACACUGUGGGACCACUGGCAUGGUGCUGGGGAUGAAUACGCGUAUUCUCUGCACACAAACACCUAUGGUGAUCUGUUUGGUCCAAACUACAUCAAGGAACUCUCUGAUUGGUCCAUACAUCAGCAAACACUGAUGCUCUAGCUGUUCACAAACAGCUCACAUUUGAUUAAAGCUGUGUUUGCUUCUCGCUAACCUUCGGCUGUUUUCCGCCCUGCUGUCUGUCUGACUCAGCUGACCGCUGCAGAAGAGAAACAAGAGAGGGGAGAGCGGGCGGAGAUUAUUGCUCUGUCAGUCAGCGCAUUGGUCAUCUCUCUGCUGAGCAUGCUGAGAUGAAGAUCAUGUUCCAAGCCAAGCUUUUCUUCUGUCAUCAUCACCUGGGUUCAUUCUGGUUCAGAGGCUAAAACUCACUGAAGUGACACCAUGCUUACACCACAGUGCACAGAGUAAGCAGAUCUCAUUUCUCUUCAGUGCAGGAUCGGUUGUGCUUUUUUGUCAAUAUAUAUGAGUUUGAUACUGUCAUGCAAAUGUCUCUAAAUAUGAUCUUAUAAAGAUCUGUAUUUUUUUUCCAAGUGAUAAUUGGUGCAUUUUGUUGUUAGACUAUGUUAAAUGUUUUGGUUGUGUCUGUUUUGUGUAUUUUUUUGAUUAGUUCAACAUCUCGAACAGUUUAAAAUCAACUGAUGCACAUGACCGUGUCAGGUGUCUUUUAGUUGUGGGUACAUCUAUUCAGUUAUCUUAAAAAAACAACUAAAUUGAUGAUGUGGCUUUAUUUUGAAUCAUCUUUUAAAGUCUUGUGUUUAUAUUUUUUAAAUCAUUUUCAAGAAACAUAUUGACAGCAGCUAAAAACACUCAGCAGCACAGAUAAAAUAUGAUGUGUGACAAGUUCCUCCCUUAAAAAUGAUGACAUCAGACUUUUACCAUAAAAAGAAAACCAUGUGUAGAUCGAGUGUUGUGCAAACCACAAGUAAAACCCACUCACACCUCCAGGUGAACAGUAAUCUACUGAAAUCUAAUCUCUUAAACGAGACAGUAGAAAACUGUUUUCAAAAGGCUUCAGAGAGCUAGACAUGGGGAAUGUGAGGUCAAUAUGAGGAAAUGUCAACUUAAAUGGAACUUCAUUUCUUAUUUAAAAAAAAUGUUUACUUCAUUAAUAAUUGCCUUAAAGGGACAGGUGUUGCAAAUUAGCAUCCACUAUAAACACUCUGAUAUUGCUGUUUUCAGUUUGUCUAUGUACUGUAUCUGAAAUAAAACACAAGAUAAAUAAUAAAAUAAAAGCUUUUAAUGGUA
Messenger RNA from Labrus mixtus (cuckoo wrasse), 2897 nucleotides. Its product is annotated as interferon regulatory factor 1-like. Gene Ontology annotation, biological process: immune system process; regulation of transcription by RNA polymerase II. The record is from RefSeq and is a predicted model, not a curated record. Gene Ontology annotation, molecular function: DNA-binding transcription factor activity, RNA polymerase II-specific; RNA polymerase II cis-regulatory region sequence-specific DNA binding. NCBI's taxonomy places the organism in Eukaryota, Metazoa, Chordata, Actinopteri, Labriformes, Labridae. The coding region runs from base 960 to 1754 and encodes 264 amino acids. Gene Ontology annotation, cellular component: nucleus. The transcript has 8 exons.